Molecule: messenger RNA, 525 nt
Organism: Fusarium coffeatum
Lineage: Eukaryota; Fungi; Ascomycota; Sordariomycetes; Hypocreales; Nectriaceae
Exons: 1
Coding region: 1-525 (174 amino acids)
Source: RefSeq, a predicted model, not a curated record
AUGUCUUCCUCACGACAAGGACAGAUACCUCCUCCACGACGGACUCGACCGAGCACAGAGACACCCCAAUCGCAGUCAUCUUCAACUCAUCGCCAAAGUUCCGAACAAGUUCUAAAUCCUGGUAUGGAAGAUGCCUUGUCCUUUUUAGGACGGAUGCUUCCUCAAGGACAGGUUCAGUCAGGCACGGAGAAUGUCACGCCCCGCCUUGAAGAUGUUUACAAGGACAUAGAAAGAUGGGUGGAUUUAUGCACUCGGCCUGUUCAGAGGGAAGAAAGCGAAAAAGAGCGCAAAGCUCUAAUUGGCAAGAUUAAGACGCGCCUCGGACUCGAGCACGAUUUCGCAGAACACAACAAGAAACAAUCUGAAGCGGCGAACCGACAGAUAGAGCUGAACAACCAAGAACUAUCUAAGUUGAUGGAUGAAUUGGCCAAAUCAGAGGAAUACGCGAAGGGUCUCGAAGAGAAACUACAGCCACUUUCACCACCUUCUUCCAGGCCUGAGGAACGCGCGAGGGCUCUCGAUUAG